AUGGACGCCGUACCUCUAACAUACAGGCGGCCGUCGUAUGUAUCCAUAGACAGUAUCAAGAGGAAAACAACGUCGUCCUCGGCCGAGCACGAGAAGGCGUCCCUUCGAUCUGGCGUCUCUAGCGUCUCGAAAGGGAUCCCUGAUGCCCUGUCGUUCGAUAGGAUCCUGCGAGGAGAGACUUGCCAGCCUAUGACUUUGGUUGACUUCAUGGACUAUCUCAUGUAUGUUGAGCACUCGGCCGAGAACUUGCAGUUCUAUUUGUGGCAUCAAGACUAUGUCAGACGCUUCAACAAGGCCGACACGUCGGACCUGGUCAUGGCACCCGAGUGGACCCAAGCCAUGGAGGAUGAAAUCAACACCAAAUUACGGAAGGAGGCAUCGGAGGCUUGCCGACAGCAUACCGGAGCAGGUGCAGAUAUGUUUAAGGGUACCUAUUUCGAGGUGAAGACCGUCGACACCAUGGGGGUCAGCAACAAAUCCCUCUCCACUCCUCCAUCAACGGCCACCUGUAGCAACCAUGACGACGAAGCAUCGACAUACUCCUUUAGAAACCCGUUCUCCAUUGCAUCUACUACUCGCACUCAGCUCAGCGAUGACUUUGCCGCCGCGGGAGCCCAUACGCCUUUCACUGUUCAGCCGUACCGCGAGGAAGUCAAUCGCAUCAUCGCCACGUACAUCAUGGAAGGCGCGCCGAGACAGCUCAACCUCUCAGGCCAGGAGCGAAAGGCUCUGCUGCACGCCCUCUCUUACACCACGCACCCUAGUACUUUCCGAACCGUCUUUAGGACCGUCGAUAAUACCCUCCGCCGCCAGAGCCAUCCCAAUUUCGUUCGGUGGUCCGCCUUCAACGGCAAUCCGCCUCGCAUUACCUUUGCCUCCACUCUAGGCUACGGUGGUGUUCUCAUGGCCUUCACCAUCGCUAUACUAGUAACCCUAAGUCGCGCCGACCGUGGAUGGCGUGCCUUUGCCGCACUGGGCUGGGUUGUCGGCAUAUGGGCUGUUGUGGCUAGUCACCGCGGCAUGUGCAUCUACCCGGACGACGAGACGAGCACAUCGGCGGCCUCUCGGCACAAGCGCUCGUUUGACUCGUUUGGCUCUGGUAACAGCUUCGAAGAGGAGCCUUGGGUAGUGCGGUACGAGCAGCGCAGUCUCGUGCGCAAGAUCUUUGAUCGCGAAGAAUCGAUCCAUGAGCCGGCUCUGAGACAAAUCCAUACUGUUAUAAUGCUACAAUCGGCUAUGGCUGGCAUCCUCGCCGGCGGAGCUCUGACGGUCAUAUUCGUCGCUCUGCCGGCUGGCAACUUUUUCUGA
Molecule: messenger RNA, 1308 nt
Organism: Phaeoacremonium minimum UCRPA7
Lineage: Eukaryota; Fungi; Ascomycota; Sordariomycetes; Togniniales; Togniniaceae
Exons: 4
Coding region: 1-1308 (435 amino acids)
Source: RefSeq, a predicted model, not a curated record